AUGCCAUCCAACAUCCAGGUCUUCGUGAAAUGGAAGGACCAAACAAUCUUUGCAGGGGAGGACGUGGAAUGUACUAUCACAUUCAAAAAUAUAGCAGAGGUCAGGCCUGAUGCCAGCUCUGCUGAGAACCAGCAUCAUCGCAAGCCGUCUCGAGUCGCCAACCAUUCCAGCAACAAUAACUCCGACUCCUUCUUUGGCUUCAAGUCGCCCCAAAGACUCUUUUCAGAUCGACGAUCCUUCUCGAUUGGCUCUCCAAGACGGCCACCUGCCCACCGAACUGCUUCAUCCCUGAGCUCCCCACUCGUCACCUCUCAGAGCUUCCCGCCCGCCGGGAGCCCCUCCUCCACCCCUCGAAGCUGGCAGCCUGGACACAGCAAUAAACGAUCGGUAUCAAUUCUUUCAAUUGAUAGUGAAGGUCAGCCGGAUAAAUCAUCUUCGCCGCACUUGAGUCGGGGCAAACCUGCAAGGAGCCAUGGGCGCUCAAGCAGUCUCCAAAUCGUCCCCAGGAGGCAUGAUAGCUAUGAUGAUUCAUAUAAAAAAGCGGCCAGGGCUCCCAUGCGUGGUCUGCCACUGAGGGAGUCUGACGAAUCUCCCCCUGGGAAGCUACGAGUUGACACCAACGAUCUAGGAGGCACAAGUCGUCCUGUAUCCAUUGCAGAAAGCCCUGUGGAUCCAAAAGAGCCGUUACGCCCUGCACGAAGACCUCCGCUACCUUCCUUUGAUUUCAAGUUCCCGACCACUCCAAACCAACCCAAUCACCCCGCCCCGUCCCCCUCGCCCAAAUCCGCACGACUCCCAUCACCAGGGAAAAUCCCGCGGAGAGAUGCUUCAGGGUUGGGGCCACCAUCGCAUCAACAGGUCACGCGCAUUAUAUCGGCCACCAGUGUGAAUGGAAGCAGCCGAAGCAGUGGCGAGUUCUACUCGGUCAGUGAUCAGUCGACAGAGACAUUGGCAUCUGAAUAUACAAAUUACUCGGCACAGGGAGGACAUGCACCGUCUCCUGUCCGACAUGCGCGACAUCACUCGAGUAUAGUGCCUUCCAUUUCUAAGUCCGCAGACAGCCAAGCGCUGCUGAUGGGCUACGCACAGAUUAGUGCAUCAUUUACAGUCGACGGCUCCUUGGUCGACCAGUCUGUUUUUGAUGAAGUCAAACGCAAGGGAGUGGUUGGUGGCCAAGCAGGCACAGGUGGGCUCCCAGGGCGACAGAGCUCCGCCAGUGCUGAGCGUUCUCGCAAAGGAGGGGGAUUUUGGGGUGCGCUCAAGUGGAACGCCAUUGAGGAAUCCAUCAACGGUCUCUUAUCGAAUAACGAACUCGAUGGUCUCCGCGACAUGCGCGGAGUUGCUUCGUCCCGCUCAAUCCCGCUGCUUUCCACUCCACAGUCUCUCCUUUUUGUUGACCUGCGACUGGCACCGGGGGAAGAACAGUCUUAUUCCUUUUCAUUCUCCCUUCCAAGAGGACUCCCGGCGAGUCAUAAAGGGAAAGCUAUCAAAAUAUCUUACAACCUAGUGAUUGGAACGCAGAGGCCUAGUGCGCCUAACGAUACUCAGCGGGUCAACCGCGUCAACAUCCCCUUCCGUGUAUAUAGCGGAGUAAAUGACAAUGGCGAUGUCUUGGGUCAUGAUUUAAUGUCUCCGUAUGUGCUUCUGCGUGACGAAGCCAAGGUCCAAAAGGUUGGACCCAACACUUCGGUAGUUGCGAAACCCCAAAGCCUGAGUGGACUUUGGAAUUCAGCGGGGGAUUUCAUUUCAUACGUAGAUGAAAUUCUUGAGCAGCGUGCACGCUCCAAUUCUCUCUUUCCUCCGGGUACUCUCCCAGAGCGCCGAGCAAGCUACGACGGUCCCCGUCAGGCGCUGUCCUGCAAGGAUAUCAUCGACAUGGCAAUUCUUCGCAGUAAUCAAGCACCUCAAUCAUCGCGACGCAGUCCCAAUAGAUUUGAGAUUGCGCGCGAUGGCAAACGCAUUGCUGUUGUCGUCCUGAACCGUCCUGUACACCGAAUUGGCGAAACCAUCAUUGCUACAGUGGAUUUCGGCAAUGCUGCCAUCCCAUGUUAUGCUGUGCGAGCUUCAUUGGAAACGUCUGAGAAAGUCGUGCCCACUCUGGCUGUUCGAUCAAACGCCAGUAUCCACCGAACUACCCGUCGCAUUCAUGCAUCCUUGUUUGAAAAUACCCUUUAUGCCACCCGUGUGGUUUUCAGUCCUGCUAUACCUAUUACUGCAACCCCGACUAUUCUCACCAGUGGCGUCACCCUUGAUUGGGACCUGCGUUUCGAGUUCGUGACUCCGAACCUGCUCAAUGAGAAUGGUCCUGGGCCUUCGGGUGUAAACCUGCUUGAGUCCAUAUCCUCUGAUGAUCGUGGCAAAGUCCUUUCUGCCUUGGAGCAUUUGGGCUGUGAAUCAUUCGAAAUUUCCAUCCCGCUGACUGUCUACGGCGAGAGUGUCCGGGAACCAUUGCCAGAAGAGAACGACGGGUACGCUAUUUGA
Messenger RNA from Penicillium odoratum, 2481 nucleotides. RefSeq names its product putative intracellular protein transport protein (Sat1). The transcript has 3 exons. Bases 1 to 2481 code for a protein of 826 amino acids. NCBI's taxonomy places the organism in Eukaryota, Fungi, Ascomycota, Eurotiomycetes, Eurotiales, Aspergillaceae. The record is from RefSeq and is a predicted model, not a curated record. Gene Ontology annotation, cellular component: Golgi membrane; Ric1-Rgp1 guanyl-nucleotide exchange factor complex. Gene Ontology annotation, biological process: retrograde transport, endosome to Golgi.